Molecule: messenger RNA, 606 nt
Organism: Sclerotinia borealis F-4128
Lineage: Eukaryota; Fungi; Ascomycota; Leotiomycetes; Helotiales; Sclerotiniaceae
Source: the annotation of a GenBank genome assembly
AUGGCAACCUUCGACAGCUUUCGUUACGCACUUGACAUCACUUUAUCUCGGUUUCCCGGUUCUAAUUACGUUUUCAAGAUCUACGACCGGGAACAGACAAAUUGUCCACUUGAAUUUCUUGGACCGCCUCAAUAUGUUAUCACAACGAUAGCAAUGUCCCAACUUGCUUUCAUCGAUCCUAGUCCCCGACAUUCAUUUCGAGAUAGUCUACAGACCCCGCUUUUUGGAGCUUUUGACCGUUUCCCAAUUAUUCGACGUAAGAAGGUGAUUCAUUACGAAUGCGACGCCGGACAAAACGGUUUUCAGCAAUAUGUGAUCCUAUUAUUGGAUAGAGAAGCUCAAACAUCCAAAUUUGUGACUUUGUGGAGUGGUGCCAGUCGAUGUACAGAGGACCUUGCUGGAAACGAAGAUUGGAAGCUGCAGCUUAAGCUUGCAUACGAAGCUUCCGAGUCCACGGAAGCACAAAAACGCUUGAUCUUUUGGCACGAGACACCAGACGUUACUACAUACAGGAGUAGGAAAGCUAUCAACGAAGCUCUGAGCAAGUUGUUGGUCCAUACAAUCCGUCCUCUCCAGAUUGGCUUGGAUCCAUACAUUGUAAUUUGA